Messenger RNA from Sus scrofa (pig), 3633 nucleotides. It is a transcript of the gene STK33, whose product is annotated as serine/threonine kinase 33. Gene Ontology annotation, molecular function: ATP binding; protein kinase activity. The record is from RefSeq and is a predicted model, not a curated record. Gene Ontology annotation, biological process: protein phosphorylation. Lineage: Eukaryota; Metazoa; Chordata; Mammalia; Artiodactyla; Suidae.
GCGACGCGCGGGCGAAUCGGCGGCUGGGCCUCCGCUGCCCGGUCGGCCGGCGGCCCCCGCCGUCCCCUCCUAGUGUGGCCUGGGGCCCAGCCGUUGGGACCCCGUUUCCCCCGGGUCGGCGACUGGGGGGGGUCCCUGGCCCCGGCGCCUCUCCAUCUUCUCGCCUCCACCCCGUCGGGCCGUGAGCCGUUUCGAAAUUGAGAGCGAACUCACUGUAGGCUCUCACGUGUGCCUGAGGGCCUGGUGCCCGGGGGACCGGCCUCCCCGCCCGGACGUCGCGUCUUGACCGCCCGCUGCCCGCAGCCUCUCUGGUCUGGUCCUUCCCCUCGGCAGGAGAGUCGUCUUCUUCCAAGUUGCCCUUGAUGCAGAGGGAAGCGAUGGCCGAGGGCAGCUGCGGCCGAAAAUCCCGCGAGUGCCCCAGCUGCUCCUCUCCUUCCCGGAGAAACGUGCUCUGUGUCUGCUCCUGCAGAGCAAAGCUGCCAGCCGUGUCCGUGGUGGAAAUGUCCCAGACAUCCAGCAUCGGGAGUGCGGAGCUGACCGCUUCGCCGGAGGGGAGACAAGAAAGACGCGCCAGCAAAGACGCUGCUUCGGCAAACGCCUCGCCCUCAAGAACUUCAGAGGUGGAGAGAAAACCCUCUCAGCCACAGUGGGGUCGGGGCAACGUUCCAGAAGGACGAGUUCCUCACAUACGAACAGACAACGGAGCUGCUGUUGAGGAAGUCUACACCUUCGGAAGAAUAUUGGGACAGGGGAGCUUCGGAAUGGUCAUCGAAGCCAUAAACAAGGAAACAGAGACGAGGUGGGCAAUCAAAAAAGUGAACAAGGAGAAGGCUGGAAGCUCUGCUGUGAAGUUACUUGAACGGGAAGUGAGUAUCCUAAAAAGUGUGAAACACGAACACAUUAUACAACUCGAACAAGUGUUUGAGACGCCUAAGAAAAUGUACCUUGUGAUGGAGCUGUGUGAGGAUGGAGAACUCAAAGACGUGCUGGCCAGGAAAGGCCACUUCUCGGAGAACGAGACGCGGUGGAUCAUCCAGAGUCUGGCGGCGGCCACAGCCUAUCUUCACAGCAAGGAUAUUGUGCACCGGGACCUCAAGCUAGAGAACGUCAUGGUGAAGAGCAGCUUUGUUGACGCUAACAACGAGAUGAACGUGAACAUAAAGGUGACAGAUUUUGGCUUGGCGGUGAGGAAGCAGGGAAGGAGCGAGGCCAUGCUGCAGACCACGUGUGGAACGCCGAUCUACAUGGCCCCCGAAGUUAUCAGCGCCCACGACUACAGCCAGCAGUGUGACAUCUGGAGCAUAGGGGUCAUCAUGUACCUUCUAUUGUGUGGGGAGCCGCCCUUCGUGGCAAGCUCGGAAGAGAAGCUUUUCGAGCUGAUAAGAAAGGGGGAGCUGCGUUUCGAAGCUGCCGUCUGGGAUUCCGUCAGCGACGCCGCGAAAAGCGUUUUGAAGCAACUUAUGAAAGUAGAUCCGGCUCACAGAAUCACAGCUAAGGAACUGCUAGAUAACGAGUGGUUAACGGGCAAUGCACCUUCUUCAGCGAGACCAGCCAAUGUGUUAGAGAUGAUGAAAGAAUGGAAGAAUAACCCAGGAAGCGACGAAGAAAGCACGACGGACCAAGAAAGCAACUGGGCCCAUCAAGAAAAGGGGAGAGAGGACCCGCCCAGUGGAAACGCGCUCGCCGUCAGCCGCUCUUCCGACGAAGAGGAGGGCAAGCAGUCGGCUGCUUGUGACAAGACGCGUUCUGGGCCGGGUAAGAAGGACGACGUGGACGACUCGGAGCUGCGUUCCCUGCGUUCCGUACCCAGCAGACUCCUUCCAGUGGAACUCAAGGGAGAAGCAGAGAAGCCCCCCACGACCUCAAGCCAAGGGGCAUCCCCCAAAGGCAAGGUUAAAUCCGCUGCGCUGCCCAGAACCAAAAAGAAGCUCUGACAGUGCUGCGCGUACAGAAGCAGAGCUGCUCUUUCUGGCGCUGGGAAUGAGGGGUAGGACGGGAGAAGGACUGAGACCAAGCUGAGCUUUUUAGCCCCUUAGCCGUGCGGAGCCUUGCCACGGGUCUGCACCCGUUUCAAACGGAAGCUUCUUUUCUCCAAAGCGGGUUGGUGUUAAAGGCAGCCGCCGACAGGCUCGAAGGCAGGCGCGGCCAAAUGAACGCAAGGUGUUUUGGAGAGUUGUUUAGAGGAGCAGAUGCCCGCAGAGCAAGGCUGUGGGCGCCCCUGCCCAGCUUUACUUCCAGUUCUUACAUUUAGGCACGAUUACUUAUAUGGGAAAGUGAGAGCCAGAUAUGGUAAUGGAGCUUCCAAGUGAUUAUGUGCUCUUUGCACUAGAAGAUUUGUUAGGAAAUUGCUAAUAAACUUGCCGCAGGCGUAACAGCAGGAGUGCUGCAGCUAGUCAUGCAUGUUCUUGUCACUUUAGGUUGCUGUAGAUUAUUUAAGAUGGCUUAUUUUAUUUUAUUUUAUUUUGGCCGUGCGCAUGGCAUGUAGAAGUUCCCAGGUUGGGGAUUGAACCUAUGCCACAGCAGUGACUCAGACGCCAGAUCCUUAACCUGCUGCACCACAAGGGGACUCUUAAAACAACUUAUUUUGAAUGUAGAAAAAAGAGGUUUUUGUAACUGCUUCCCCUUAACUUGCUGCUAAAUUCCCAAUGUAUCAAUGGAAUCAGUAGAAAAAAGUGGUUACCCAUGCACGUUAAUUUUGAUGUGAACAGGAGGUGGCCCUAGUCGGGUUCUAAGCCCCCGAUGCAGACCCUGAGCUUGACCCGCUGCCGCAGAGGUGGGCGCACGUCUCUCGGGAAGGUGCUGAGGCUGGACGGGGUGGAGAGAGCCAUCUCUCCGCUCAGUAUGACAGGGCUCUCCUCCUGGGCGCGUGAUUUUGUGUUCUGGGUCACGGGGUGAAGAAGCAGCUUGCAUCUGCUUUUACCCUUGUCGAGUAGUAACCUGGUUUCAUUCCAGCCCCUUGUGGGAUUGCGCUUUAGGCCCCAUGAUGCCCCCCACCCAGCCAGCUGAGCGGGUGCUGGAUGCAUGUAAAUCCCCUCAGUGGCUGAAGGCAGUGAAUAUCCUUCUUGCAAUGAAUUUGGAAGACCCCCUCGUGCCUCCAGAUGGGUCAGAGAGGGCUCUGACGCGGGUUGCCCUGGCUGGGUAGUUCUGCCGGUGUUUUCCUGGUCCGCUUCCCCGGGGGGGAAUCUGCCAGGUGAGGCAGAGCUAGGUAAGGGGUGAUCUAGACUUCGUUUUACUUUUUAAUUUUUUAUUAUAGUUGAUUUACAGCGUUCUGUCAAUCUCUGCUGUACAGCACAGGGACCCAGUUAUACGUACAUUAUACAUUCUUUUUCUCACGUUAUUCUCCAUCCUGCUCCGUCACAGGGACUGGGUAGCGUUCCCUGUGCUGCACAGCAGGAUCUCAUUGCUUCUCCACUCCCAAUGCCAAAGUUUGCAUCUACCAGCCUCAAACUCCCCGUCCAUCCCACUCCCUCGCCCUCCCUCUUGGCAACCACAAGUCUGUUCUCCAUGUCCACGAGUUUGUUUCUUUUCUGUAGACAGGUUCCUUUGUGCCGGCUAUUGGGUUUCAGAUACAAGUGAUAUCACGUGGUGUUUGUCUUUCUCCUUCUGACUUUACUAAAGCUCAAGUUGACCGCU